AUCCCCCGCAGCAGUCCGGGCAGCUGGGGGUCCAUCACUGCCCAAGACCCCCAGACGUCCACUCUGCAGUAGGACGGGUAAUCAUAAUACAAGAUCCAGGAGAGUGCUACCUAAGCUGACAGUCUUAAAUCACCCUCAAGCCUGAGUAUGCCAGCUCAAGGAGCCGAGUCUGUGAGAAUGGUGGAGGAUGAGCUGGUUUUCUUUGUGAACGGCAAGAAGGUCGUGGAGAAGACUGCAGACCCAGAAACAACAUUGUUGGUUUAUCUUCGUAGAAAAUUGGGUUUGAAGGGGACCAAGCACGGCUGUGGAGCAGGAGACUGUGGGGCCUGCACUGUGAUGCUGUCCAGGUUUGACCGGCUACAGAACAAAGUUGUCCACUCCUCUGCCAAUGCUUGCCUCAUCCCCAUCUGUGCCCUGCACCAUGUUGCCGUGACGACCGUGGAAGGGAUCGGAAGUACCGAGACGAGGCUGCAUCCUGUGCAGGAGAGGAUUUCCAAAAGCCAUGGCUCCCAAUGCGGAUUCUGCACCCCUGGUAUCGUCAUGAGCAUGUACACUCUGCUCUGGAACAAUCCUGAGCCCUCCAUGGAGGAGAUCGAGAAUACGUUGAAAGGGAACUACUGCCGCUGCACAGGAUACAGACCCAUCCUGGAGGGCUUCAGGACAUUUGCUAAAGAUGUGGGAUGCUGUGAGGGAAAAGGGAAGAACCCAAACUGCUGCCUGAACGAACAGAAAGACAAUUCGGUCACACUCUCGCCAUCCUUGUUCAGUCCUGAAGAAUUCCUGCCCUUAGAUCCCACUCAGGAGCCCAUCUUCCCACCGGAGCUGCUGCAGCUCAGAGAUGCCCCUCGGAGGCAGCUUCGUUUCCAGGGGGAGCGUGUGUUGUGGAUCCAGGUGGCCACCUUGGAGGAGCUGCUGGACCUCAAAGCUCAGCACCCGGCAGCCGUGCUGGUGGUGGGGAACACCAGAGUGGGGAUUGAGAUGAAGUUUGAUCACAAAGUGUACCCAGUCUUAGUUUGUCCGGCCUGGAUCCCUGAGUUGAAUGCUGUGGAACACGGAACAGAGGGUAUCUCCUUUGGGGCCUCCUGCACCCUGAGCUCCAUGGAGGAGACACUUGCAGCGGCCGUGGCCAAGCUCCCUGCCCACAAGACGGCGGUGUUCCAGGGAAUCUUGGAACAGUUACGCUGGUUUUCUGGGAAGCAGAUCAAAUCAGUUGCGUCCAUCGGGGGAAACGUCAUGGCCGCCAGCCCGGCUUCAGACCUCAACCCCUUGUUCAUGGCGAGUGGAGCCAAACUGACAUUGGUGUCCAAAGGAAAGAGAAGAACCAUCCGGAUGGAUCACACGUUCUAUAAGGGCUCCAGAAAGACGAUCCUCACCCCAGAGGAGAUACUCCUCUCUAUCCAGAUUCCCUACAGUGGAGAGGAUGAAUACUUCUCCGCCUUCAAGCAAAUCUCCCGCCAUGAUGUGACCUGUGGAAUGAGAGUCCUGUUCAAGCAGGGUACCAUGCAGGUGCAAGAGUUGGAGAUGAGUUUUGGGGGACUGGGAGAUAGAAUCCUGCAGGCCCCAGAGACCAGCAGAAAGCAGACGGGAAGAGACUGGGACGAGUCGUUGCUGGCGGAUGUGUGUGCUGGUCUGGAGGAGGAGCUCCGCCUGGCUCCCGAUGCGCCGGGUGGGAUGGUGGAGUUCCGGCGCACGCUCACCCUCAGCUUCUUCUUCAAGUUCUACCUCACCGUGCUCCUGAAACUCAACAAGAAGAGCAUCGGAGAGGAGUGUGGAAACCUGGACCCCACCUGUGUCAGCGCCACUGCUCGCUUUCACAAAGACCCCCCGGCCAACGUCCAGCUUUUCCAGGAGGUGCCCAGGGGGCAGUCUGAGGAAGACAUGGUGGGCCGGCCCCUGCCCCACCUCGCAGCUGCCAGGCAGGCCUGUGGGGAGGCUGUGUACUGCGACGACAUCCCCCUGUAUUCCAACGAGCUCUACCUGCGACUGGUCACCAGCACCAAGGCCCACGCCAGGAUCAAAUCGAUCGAUACGUCGGAAGCCCAGAAUGUCCCCGGAUUUGAGUGCUUCCUCUCGGCCGAUGAUAUUCCUGGGAGCAACAUCACUGGGCUGGGCAGUGAUGAAACAGUCUUUGCUAAAGAUGAGGUCACUUGCAUCGGGCACAUCAUCGGAGCCGUGGUGGCCGACACCCCUGAGCAUGCCCAGAGAGCUGCUAGAGCCGUGAAGAUCACCUACGAGGAACUCCCUGCAAUCAUCUCGAUGGAGGAUGCCCUGAAGAAAAACUCAUUUUACGAUAGUGGCCCUCCGCUGAAGAUUGAGAAAGGAGACCUGCAGAAGGGAUUUGCUGAUGCUGAGCACAUCCUCGAAGGAGAGGUCUACAUGGGUGGACAGGAACACUACUAUCUGGAGACUCAGUGCACCAUUGCGGUCCCAAAAGGAGAAGAAGAAGAGAUGGAGCUCUUUGUGUCCACCCAGAACAUAGACCUGACACAGCACUUUGUUGCCGAAGUCUUGGGUGUCCCACUGAACCGGAUUGUAAUUCGUGUGAAGAGACUGGGAGGGGGAUUUGGAGGAAAGGAGUCCAGAACCACUCUGUUGUCCACAGUGGUGGCCCUCGCUGCCCACAGGACUGGCCGUCCCGUACGCAGCAUGCUGGACCGAGAUGAAGACAUGCUGGUGAUGGGCGGAAGGCAUCCCUUCAUGGCCCGCUAUAAGGUCGGCUUCAUGAAGAAUGGGAAAGUGGUGGCUUUGGAAGUUGAUCACUACAACAACGCGGGAAACAGCUUGGAUCUCUCGAAGCAUAUUUUGGAGUCAGCCGUAUUCAACAUGGACAAUUGCUAUAAAAUCCCCAACAUCCGGGGCACCGGGAAACUUUGCAAGACCAACCUCCCCUCCAACACGGCCUUCCGGGGCUUCGGGUCACCCCAGGGGAUGUUCAUAGCUGAGUCCUGGAUGAGUGAAAUUGCUGUGAAGUGUGGCCUCCCGCCUGAGGAAGUGCGGAGACUGAAUAUGUACGAGGACGGAGACCUGACUCACUAUAACCAGAAACUGGAGGGGUUCACGCUGCCCCGGUGCUGGUCAGAGUGCCUGGAGAGCUCCCAGUACCAUGCCAGGAGGAGGGAAAUCGAGACGUUUAACAGGGAGAACUCCUGGAAGAAGAGGGGAUUGGCCAUAAUUCCCCUCAAGUAUUCAAUAGGUAAAAGCAUGCUACAUCUGAACCAGGCCGGGGCCCUGGUGCACGUGUACACGGAUGGCUCUGUACUGCUCGCCCAUGGGGGGAUUGAGAUGGGUCAAGGACUGCACACCAAGGUGAUCCAGAUAGCCAGCAGAGUCCUGGGAAUCCCGAUGUCCAAAAUCUACACCAGCGAGACGAGCAGCAACAUAGUGCCCAACCCUUGCUCAACAUCUGCCUCCACCAGCACGGACCUUUACGGGAUGGCCGUCCAGGCAGCAUGUAAAACUCUUUUGGAAAGGCUGCAGCCAUUCAAAGACCAAAACCCCAACGGUUCCUGGGAGGACUGGGUGUCAGCAGCUUAUUUGGCACCAGUGAGUUUAUCAGCAACAGGAUUCUACAGUUUCUCUAACAUGGACUAUAAUUUUGAGACCAACUCGGGAAAUCGCUUCUUUUACUUCUGCUUUGGGGUGGCGUGUUCUGAGGUGGAGAUUGACUGCUUGACAGGUGACUACCAGAACAUUCGCACAGACAUUGUCAUGGAUGUUGGCACCAGUCUGAAUCCCGCAAUAGAUAUUGGCCAGGUGGAGGGAGCAUUUGUCCAGGGCCUUGGGCUCUUUACCCUGGAGGAGCUGCUUUACUCCCCCGAGGGCAGCCUGCUGACGCGAGGACUCAGUUCCUACAAAAUCCCUGCUUGUGGCGACAUCCCCACCAAUUUCCACGUGACUCUGCUCCGGGACUGCCCCAGCCAGAAAGGCAUCUACACAUCCAAGGCUGUCGGGGAGCCACCCCUCUUCCUCGCCUCCUCAAUCUUCUUCGCCAUCAAGGAUGCCAUCGGUGCAGCCCGAGCCCAGCGAUCAGAGAGCCAACUGGACCCGCUUUUCCGGCUGGACAGCCCGGCCACCCCGGAGAGGAUCCGCAACGCCUGUGUGGACAGGUUCACUAAGCUGUGUGGUACUGAGGUGCCGGCAAACUUUAAGCCCUGGUGUAAGAGAGUAUGAAGAGAAAGUCCUGUGAAGAAUCAUGCUGAGCUGAGAUUUCUUCUGGGAGUCCCCGACCCAAGCUUCUGCCCUCAAAGGACCACCCCUAUGAUUGACAUGUCACAUUCUCUGUUUGAGGGAGUUAUAUGUGUGGGAAGAUUUAAUCCAGCAAUAAGAGGGCCUACAAUUAUAAGCAAAUUAAGAACUUUUACCAAUGAUCUACAUAGGGAAUUUGCACUUCUUUUAAUGAAAAAUGAAUGCCCGUUACCAAAUUCCAUUGUUUAAAUUUAGAAAGACAGUCCCAAAGGUAACUAUGCUGCCAAGUGCAAUUUGUCUUAGGAACCUCUACCCUAACAUUCAACACCAGACAGCUGAUAUAUCUUACAGUUAGUCUCUAUUCUUAUUCUUCGAAGUGAGGUAAAGUUAACAUUAGUUCUAGCGAUGGAGAGGACCGUCUGCUAUAGGUCUUGCAUAGGCAUGAAGGCCUGAUACCUUCCUUUAAUUUGUCCUCUCUCCAGCCAGACUGGUGUGUGCAUGGCGGGGUGCCUGCGGUGAGGUACUCCAGUGCUGCGGCUUUGAGGAGGAAGAGCAGGUUCACACUCUUAACCUAGUGCAGUAUUCUCAGGCUCUGCGUGAGGGGGUGUCCCUGGGCUGUUUCUGAGCAUGGUUUCAGUUGCAUAGAUGAAUGCUGUGCUAUUAGCCAGGCUUGUGUCUCUUUUCUUCCCUCUAGAUUGGAGGCUGCUCAUGGGCAGGGAACAUAUCUACCGAUCCUGUUGUACUCACCCCAUGUGCUUACUAUAGUGCUCUUUACACUGUUUAUAAGUGCUCAGUAAAAACCAUUGAUUGAGGCGUAGAGAAUUGAGGCACUGGGGAGCAGCGUGCCCUCAUGGAAAGAACACAGUCUGGGAGUCAGAGGACCUGGGUUCUAAUCCUGAAUCUGAGGCUUGCCCGCUAUGUAAU
Messenger RNA from Tachyglossus aculeatus (Australian echidna), 5109 nucleotides. Its product is annotated as xanthine dehydrogenase/oxidase-like. Gene Ontology annotation, molecular function: iron ion binding; xanthine dehydrogenase activity; 2 iron, 2 sulfur cluster binding. The transcript is spliced from 37 exons. Lineage: Eukaryota; Metazoa; Chordata; Mammalia; Monotremata; Tachyglossidae. The coding region runs from base 148 to 4170 and encodes 1340 amino acids. The record is from RefSeq and is a predicted model, not a curated record.